GUGUUAAUUGUCGGCGCCGGCCCCGCUGGACUGCUGUUGGCACUCUUCCUCGCAAAAAGGGGUAUUCAAACCCACGUGAUCGAUUCGGCAAAGACACUGGAUGAUCAACCACGAGCGACACAUUACGGAACUCCUGCCGUUCGCGAGCUCGCUCGUGCAGGUGUAUUGGACGACAUUCAAACUGAAGGCCUGAUUUGUCGGAAGUUCUGCUGGCGCAAACUCGAUGGGGAAGUCAUUGCAGGUCUGGACAGCACUAUGCUCGAUGGCACUCUGGACCAAGUCACCUGUCUUCCACUGAAUCGCGUCAGCAAGAUACUCGUCAAGCACUUGGAGAAAGAAUCGACGGCAACCAUCUCCUGGAGUCACAAGGUUGUCGACAUUGGACAGGACGAGAAUGAGGCUUGGGUAGAUGCCGACACUCCUGAUGGACACAAACGUCUUGGAGCUGAUUACGUCGUCGGCUGUGAUGGCGCACGAAGCAUCGUGCGAAGAAAGCUUUUUGGCGACAUGGACUUCCCUGGACACACACUGGACGAACAGAUUGUAUCCACAAACACGUACUACGACUUCGACAAAUAUGGCUACCAAGAUUCAAACUUCAUCAUUCACCCUGAGCAUUGGCACAUGGCUGCUCGCAUAUCCAACGAUGGCCUGUGGAGAGUCUCGUAUGGAGAGAUUGGAGGACUCUCUCAGGAAGAGAUUAUUGCUCGCCAACCCGAAAAGUUCAAACACAUCUUGCCAGGCUAUUCGGGACCAGACUGUUAUAAGCUCGUCAACAUCAGCCCCUACCGUGUUCAUCAACGACUGGCAAGGAAGAUGCGANNCGGAGGUCUGGGGCUCACUGGCGGAAUCGUGGACGUCGGUGGUCUGUUCGAUUGUCUUCGCGGUAUCUACAAUGGAGUGGCUGACGAGUCUAUCUUGGACGAUUACAGCAGGAUAAGGAGGGAGAAGUAUCUGUCGAUAGUUGAUCCUAUCUCCGUGGAGAACAUCCGUCGAUUGCACAGUCACAAUCCCGAGACAGCGAUUUUUCACGACGGUUUAUUGCAGAUGUGCAAGAAGGCUGAAAAAAGACCCUGA
Molecule: messenger RNA, 1077 nt
Organism: Aureobasidium uvarum
Lineage: Eukaryota; Fungi; Ascomycota; Dothideomycetes; Dothideales; Saccotheciaceae
Source: the annotation of a GenBank genome assembly